CUGGGCAGAUAGAAUGUAAUCUCCAGAUAAGACUCUUGUCUGACUACCACACCAAUGUCAGGUGGGUCCCACUGCGCAGUACGGGAGAAUACGACUGGUCAAAUUUUCAGCUGCUUUGGAAAGAAGUGACGGUGUAGUCAUGAUGAUAUCACUGCUGACGUCACUGUUGGUGGUGGGCGUGUCGGCAAGUUCGCCAGGAGUGGAAUUUGUGGGCGUGGGGUACAACCUGCUGACAGCCAACCCAGACGGAGGGGACAGCACCCUGGGGGGAGUCGACCCGGGGCUUCUCUACACACGGAAGGUAUUCAACAUCGCCCCUGGCAACAACCCUCCGGAAGUGGUGGUAGAGAAGCGACACAGUUGCGUGCACAUCCAGGAGAAUCACGUGUUCUACGGCAGCAAAUCGUACCAGGAUAAACUAGGUCUAGACGUUAAGUCUUCUGGUGGAGUGAACGCCGCUGUGGCUAAGUUUGCCUUCAGUCUCAGUGGACGUUACCAGCAUGCACGAGAGCAGACCAAUCAGAAGCACGAGGUGUUCCUGGACAACCAGAACGUCUGUAACCUCGGCCGGGCGAGAUACGCGGAUGAGCUGGUGCAGUCCUUGGGCUUUUCCGUCAGUACUAACUUUGCUGCUGCCGGUUGUGGACUGCCGUCUGUGUACAAUGAGACUAAAUACAUGGCCUUCAUAGACCAGUGGGGCACGCACGUGACGAUGGAGGUGGAGCUCGGAAGUAAGCAGAUCAAGAGGUACAAGAGCACUCUCAGUCAGUUUGUCGAGCAUGUCAGGAAGCAGGGAGGGGCUGACAUCUCCCUGGGAGGAUCCUACAUGGGGUACGGGGCCUCCCUUGCUGUCAACUUUGAGAAGUUCAAAGGCAGCGACAGCUACAAGCUGCAAUUUGGGGAUUUCCAGUACACGCUCGAGGCAGGAACUCCGGAACUUCCCGAACCCAUCGGGGUCAAAAUCGUUACCAUAGACACGGCCUUCAACUCUAAAUACUGGCAGAAGAUGGAUGACUUCAUGAGUGGCCAGCAGUGUGGGGAAGGCGUGGACACGGUGGCACUCAGUAGACGUCAAGCUAACGUUGCAAAGGCGCUGCAAGGUUAUGCUGCCUACAAAAUGGCACAGGGACCAACGGACCCCCAGCUGAUAAUCCCUGUGACGUGGCCCCAGGGUACAUACGGGCUGAUGAAGGCGAAGACUGGAUGCCCGGGGGGACGGGUCACGUGGCACGAGGGGUGGAGGUACGAGGACUUCGAGGACGUAAUGACUCACAACUAUGCGUCUGGACAGCUUCACCUGGCGGGGUCAUUUGGAGACAACAUACGCUUCGACUUUUGCAUGAAGGGGGAUGUGAAAGCCACCGAGUUUGACAUGAUGUGGCCGGCAGGGGACUACUGCGUCAUGAAGUAUGGAACCUGUCCUUCUGAUUUCCAGGAAGGGUGGAUCUACUGGAACGACGAACGCCAUAAUAACAAAAACAUGGCAGGUGGUGCCCUCCCUGACGGCGUCUACAACGACAACACGAGGAUCGACUACUGCUGCCGAGACGACGGGCUGCCAAUCCAUGAGAUCGCUCUCCCCUCCAGCAAGCCUUUCUUCCUUCUCAAGUACAACCGAGGGUGUCAGCGGGUCACUGAUAUGAGACUGACGGAGGAAUACGUAGAAACCGACACUGAGGACAUCUGGGGUGACGACUCACUCGGAGGAUCACAUCCGUACAUCGACGGUGGCAAAAAUCCAAGGAUGCACUACUGCUACUAUGCACCAAAAGCAAAAGUUUCAUUGAUUGGAUAAAAUUUAUCACAUGGA
Haliotis rufescens (red abalone) is the source of this 1810-nucleotide messenger RNA. RefSeq lists its product as uncharacterized. Gene Ontology annotation, cellular component: membrane. The record is from RefSeq and is a predicted model, not a curated record. Gene Ontology annotation, molecular function: wide pore channel activity. Lineage: Eukaryota; Metazoa; Mollusca; Gastropoda; Lepetellida; Haliotidae. The transcript is spliced from 11 exons. The coding region runs from base 140 to 1795 and encodes 551 amino acids.